Molecule: messenger RNA, 1672 nt
Organism: Amphibalanus amphitrite
Lineage: Eukaryota; Metazoa; Arthropoda; Thecostraca; Balanomorpha; Balanidae
Product: proline-rich protein PRCC-like
Exons: 6
Coding region: 420-1556 (378 amino acids)
Cellular component (GO): nucleus
Source: RefSeq, a predicted model, not a curated record
UUUUUCAUAAUGCUAAACAGCCGGAGCGUACCCCCCUGGUCCAUACUCUACUGAUGAUUUCAGCCAGUGCAGUGGCAAGACAACCAAAUGUCACACAAACAGUCAUUCGGGCCUGUUUCAGCACUCGCGCAGAGCUGAACUCUCGCGUGAAUAAUGAUUAUCUAAGCACACGGUGACAAAAACAACGGGAGAUGUCAAAAUAUAUCAACAUAGGGGCUCGGGGCUUGUAAAUUGAAAUAGAGAAGACUGUUGACGCUACCCCAGCUGCUCUGACCCGAGCUCUCUGACGGAACCACCGGGCAAUCCUAGUGGCUUCAUUGAUCCCCAAAUAUCAGAUCUAAUCCUGAAGUGAAUACUGCUGCAAAGAGGAGCAGAAAUUUAUGUUAAAAAAAUAAUAUAGGUAAUUGUCUGCAUACAAGAUGUCAUUGGCUAGCCUUGCUGCCUAUGCCAGCAGUGAUGAAAGUGAGUCUGAACCAGAAGAGGCUGGCAAUGUGAACAGCAAUCAGUUGAGUCAGCCAGCUCCUGGUCCCACUCCAUCUUCAAGCUCUUCACAAGGUCAACUGAAGUCUGGUGUGGAUCUGAUUGAAGAUGAAGAGGAUGACUUAGUGGCCCGUGCAACAGUGACAUCUUCACUGCCACAGGUGGAAGGCAGAGAAGACAGUGUGUCUGGAAGUAUAUUCCAGGCAGAUGAUGUCGUGGAUGAUGUCCCAUUGGCUAGCAAAAUACAGGCUGAAAAACCUCCAAAGAAGAACCAACCUGUGAAAAUAUCCAUACCAUCAUUAUCACAGUUUAAGGAUGAUGAGGAGGAGGAGGAGCCUGCUGCCAAGAAAAUGAAGCCAUCACAGAAAGGGUCUGGGCUGUUCUCACUGCUGCCGCCACCCAAGGCAGCCACCACCAAGGAGUUGGGCCGCGCGCUGGUGCCCCACUCGGUGUCCCGACCGGCGGCGCCGCGGCGCGCGGCACCCGCACCCCCGCGCGUCCCGCCGCCGGCGCCGGCCGCCGCCGACUCGGACGACGAGGAGGGCGGUGGCGGCGACUUCUUCUCCCUGUCGGAGGAGGGCCCGUCGCUGCCGGCGCUGCCUGCCGGACCGGCCGCCGGACCGCUCACAUUCAGCGAGCGCGAGCAGGAGGCGGCGGCGGCGGCGCGGCGCCGGUCGCCCAGCCCGGAGCCGAUGGAGGGGGCGCCUCCGCCGGCCGCCGCCGGGUCACAGUGGCCCCAGUCGGCUGCCGCCCAGUUGGAUAUGCCCGCAGAAGCGCUGCAGCACCUGCGCGGGCGGCGCGGCCGGCGUGAGGCUCCCGAGGACAUCCAGUUCAUUGACGUCAACCAGGACGACAUCCUGCCGGACCGCGACGAGUGGAUGACGAAGCAGCUGACGGAGGAGAAGGUGGUCCGUCGGCCGCAGAAGUCGGCGGACGACCCGACGUCGCAGCAGCGUCGCAAGCAUCAGAUCACGUACCUGGCACACCAGGCCAAGGAACGCGAGGUGGAACUGAAGAACGAAUGGGCGCAGAACCGGGCGACCAAGAACGCCUAUAGGACAAAGUACGGCUUCUAGCGCCGCCUGGUGAGUGCCGCCCUGCGUCCGCGAACUGUGUUUGUGUGGGUCAUUGUUGUCGCCUGUUAUACAUCAUCAUGUCAAUGUCAUAAAUACAGACUAUUGUGAAUUAUUGA